Messenger RNA from Bombyx mori (domestic silkworm), 2430 nucleotides. It is a transcript of the gene dup, whose product is annotated as DNA replication factor Cdt1. The coding region runs from base 179 to 1972 and encodes 597 amino acids. Gene Ontology annotation, biological process: regulation of DNA-templated DNA replication initiation; DNA replication checkpoint signaling; mitotic cell cycle. The transcript has 3 exons. Gene Ontology annotation, cellular component: nucleus. The record is from RefSeq and is a predicted model, not a curated record. NCBI's taxonomy places the organism in Eukaryota, Metazoa, Arthropoda, Insecta, Lepidoptera, Bombycidae. Gene Ontology annotation, molecular function: DNA binding; DNA polymerase binding.
GACAGUUGAUUAAAAUUUAUGUGAACGACAGUGGAAUGACAUGAAAAUGUAAAUUUGAAGUCUUUUGGAGGGAAAACAUUGAGGCAUAGUAAAAAUAGCUGCAAUACAAAGUUUCCACUACUUCCAUUAGAAACUUGUAAUUAAUCAUAAUUUUAGUAAACGCCAAGCAAUAAGUAUAAUGUCCCAAACAACGAUUACAUCAUUUUAUAACAGCAGAAAAAGACCAGCAGCGGAUGAUAUAGCCACAACCAAGAGUAAAAUUGCACAUUUAGACCGUGCGUUGGAAUCUAAAGCACUUAAUAAAGCUACGGCUGCUAAGAAAACAGAAACGGUAAUUGAUAUUAAGUUAACAAAUGAUGAUAUCAAGACUGAUGUAAAUACUGAUAUAACAUCACCAGCUCCAAAAGUGCCCGAAAAAUGUAAAGAAAAAGUAGCUUUUACGAGGAAGGGAAAUGUGCCCAAGACAACUCAAUUGUCACAACGUGAAACUAUAAAAUCAGCUCGACAGGAACUAAGCCUAGGAGACAUUAGGAAAAAAUUAGCUAAUAGUUCGAAGCUUGCAGAACUGAAAGCAUCUGCUGAACGUAUUAGCAGAGGUAUCAAGCUAUUAAAAGAAUCCAAUGAGACAAAGAAUCUAAAAGAAUUCAAGUCUAUCAAUGUGGAAGUACCCUCGAGUCCAAGUAAGAGAGUUCCAGUAAGAAAUGAAUUGCUUCCUCAAAAAGCUGAUGUUCCUAUAAGUCCUCAAAACUCUCUCAUUUCUCCAAGAAAAGUUUUUGUGAGUCCAGUGAAGAGCCCUAGCAAGGUACCAGCGUAUAUCAGACAUGCAUCAUUGGCAACAACUUCUACUAGCCUGCCAUUACCGCAUAAAUAUAGGUUCCUGGCUGAGCUAUUCAGAGGUAUGGAGACAGUUGUGGCAUUGCUUUAUAACAGAAAUGAGAAGAUAACAUUCACAAAACUCAAACCAUCAGUCCAGGAAAUGCUCAAAAGAAACUUUGGAGAGAAACAUUUGGCACAAAUAAAGCACUUAGUGCCAGAUUUUUACAAUUUUGAAGUACAAAAGAUUAAAAACUUCAGUACAUCUUCUCAUAAAGAUGCCUAUGAACUUGUUGUAACUCCAAAUUUUCCCAAUGAUAUAAAAAAUAUGAAUCCAAGUGUGCUUCUGGAGAGGAGAAGGUUUUUCUUUAAUACCCUUUUGCAGGUAGUGAUGAAACAUCAUUCUCAAUAUCUCCUUACUCUUGACCCUCCAAUGGUCAUACCAGAUAAUAAGUUAACACGUUGGCAUCCAGAAUUUGAGUUGGAGAAAUUGCCUGAAAUUGAAAGUGCUAAAUUGCCUGAGCUGCCAAAUGUAGAAAAAAUGUCAACAGCUCAAGAUGUACUAGCUAAAGCACGUGAACUAUUCAAAUGUAAUACUAAAAUGGAGAGAGCUAUGGAGAAAUUAGCACACGCUAAAGCACGGGGCCUAACUGAGCAGGAGAAAUUAGUUACUGGCAUUACAGAUGAUAACAAAAAAAACACUGUUACUAAUGGAACUCAAACUCCUACUACAAGCACAAUGACACUUCUCAAUCCUGCCUUGCGUAAUUUACCAACAGCUCUCUUGGAGAAAGUUAAAGCUAAGCAGGCAGCCAAAGCACUCGAGGCCAUGACAAGGUCUUCAGAAACUGAACAAAAAUAUCACAUUUACAGUAGACUUCCAGAUCUCGCCAGAACACUAAGAAACAUUUUUGUCACUGAAAGAAAGAAUGUCCUUGCAUUGAACAUUAUUCUAUCUAAAUUAGACAGCAGUUUUAAAUCUAAGGUAUCAGCCAAUGAUUUACAUAGAGACAUAAAAAUUCUGACAGACGAAGUUCCUGAAUGGUGUAAAUUGCAUGAAAUAAGAAAUACUUCAUAUUUGAAAUUGGAUCGAAAUUCAGACUUAAACACAAUUAUCUGUAAAUUAGAAGCUUUGGCUGAUAAAUACAAAGUAGACUAAGAAUAAUUGCUUAAAGUAAAUCACAAAAGGCAGAGUAAUUCACUUCAUCUCUUAAUUUUAAAAUUAAAUCACUUCAUGUCUUAUAUAUUAGAAGCUCUUUUAAUAUUAGUAACUGCUACUUUAUUGUUAUAAGAAUGUUGUGAUCAGUAAUUACGUUUAUUAUAUAAUAUUAUGAAUUAGUGUAUACAUAUUGACUGUAAUUGCCAAAACAUGUUGACAUAAUUUUUGUAGAUUUAAGCGGACAUCAUUAAUUUAUGUAUGUUUAACAUUCAGUCUGAUUAGAUAUUUACGUGAUACUCUUAAAAUUAUGAUAUAAAAAAAGAAAAUUUUGACAUGAACUAAAAAAAAACGACAUUUAGUUUGUAUUAAUUUAGUAUUUAUGUGAUUGGCUUUAUGUUUCUUAAGUUACACACAGUGUAAAAUAUAUUCUUGAAUAAAAAGAGUGGAAAUAUGCAUAA